UCACUCUAAUCUGAAGGGAACACUGGUGCUAUGACUGUUUCUUGUAUGCAUGAGCAGCAAAACAGCAAAACAACAGGGCAGUAAAGACACAACAAUAAAUCGAGCAAAGUGAGAAACAGCUCAGCAAUGCGUGAUGUUGACGAUGUCUCUUUCCCGUCAGGCGUCUCUGAACAGCUCCAUGGAUUCCCUGAAAGCUGAGCUCAACACAGCGCUGCAGUGUGACAGAGAAGCUGAGGAUGAGGUGAAAAAGCUCAAGGAUCACACCGCCGACCUCAAGCAGCGCAUCGAGGCCCAGUUCAGCGACCUGCACCAGUUCCUGUACCAGGAGGAGAAGCUGCUGCAGGUGAAGCUGAAGACGGAGGAGCGGCGGGAGCUGAUCCGCCUGGACGAGCACAAGGCCCUGCUGUGCGUGGAGAUCUCCCGUCUGCAGAGGGCCGUGCACGAGAUAGAGGACAAGCUGAAGGAGCAGGACCCCUUCACCCUGCUGCGAAGCAUCAAAGUCUUGCUUCAGAGCAGGCCGUCGCUGAAGUUUGAGAAACCAGCGUUUACGCCACCCAGUCUGUGCGAGGGCCGGUUUGCGGGGCCCCUGCAGUACAGAGUGUGGAAAUCCAUGAAAGGAAGCAUCUACCCAGUUCCAGCAGCCAUCACAUUUAACUCCAGCACGGCCAACCCUUGGCUCAGCCUGACCUCCUCCCUCACCUGCGUACGCUACCAGACCUUCAACCACACGGUGCAGGACAACCCCUACAGGUUCAACGCUGCCCUGUCGCUGCUCGGCAGCCAGGGCUUCACCCACGGACGCCACUACUGGGAGAUCGAAGUCUACAGCAGCACGGUGUGGACGGUGGGGGUGGCUCGAGAGUCAGUGCCCAGGAAGGGAGUCAUCAAAGCUCUACCAGCCAACGGAUUCUGGACUCUCUCCCUUUCUUAUGGGAUUCAGUACAUGGCUGGCACCUCCCCGCCAACUGUGCUGUCCCUGGAGGAGCAGCUGGCCAGGAUCGGAGUGUACCUGGACUACAAGAGGGGCCUGGUGUCCUUCUACAACGCAGAGAGCAUGACACACCUCUACACCUUCAGGGAGAACUUCACUGAGACGCUCUACCCGUACUUCAACUUAGGCUUCCUGGAUAAAGUGCAUGAAAACGAGCCUCUCAAAGUUUUCUUACCAAAGAUUUAACAAACUGGAAAAUUGACAAAACAAAAGAGUCAAAUUACAAACCAAACAAGAAUGAUUCAAACUGCAGAAAACAGGAGAAAUCAUACUUCAUCAUAUACAGCAUUAGAUACAUACUUGAUAUUAGACCUGUGUCCAAUAAGGAGACAUUGUUCAGUAGACUGGAUCUACUGCCACACAUUUCAGCUCAGAGAAGCUGUGCUUCACUGACGAAUGUGAAACUUUCCGGUUAUUCACCAUUAUGUGCUACUAUGGUUAUUUUGUAAUCAUUUCUUUUUGUGCAUGAUUCACUAUUCAAGUAAAACUCAUAAUCAAAUGGUUUUAUUUUUGUUGAAAUUUGACUGUUCGUAUUUUUGUUGAUUAUAUUGUGUCAUUCUAACAAUGUAUUAGAUGCAUUCAGGAGCUUUGGGAAAUGUCAGGCCUUGUGAAAACAUUUUUAUAGCUUUGGACAUUUACUUUGUACUUUUGUACGAGCAAGAAUUGAAUGCCCCUGCUGCUGGUUGAUCCACAGUCUGGUGCAUGUUAAGUGGCACACAACAAAACACAGAACUAUAUGGGAAACCUUUUAAUAAAAGUAUUUGAGAAUGA
Paralichthys olivaceus (Japanese flounder) is the source of this 1762-nucleotide messenger RNA. NCBI's taxonomy places the organism in Eukaryota, Metazoa, Chordata, Actinopteri, Pleuronectiformes, Paralichthyidae. The record is from RefSeq and is a predicted model, not a curated record.